AUGAAUGAUCUUAAUAUUGCAACUAAAAGAGAAUGAAUUAUCACACAAUAUAAGCAUAAGCAGCGGCUAAAAGAAAUCAAAAGCAACCCAUCAAAAAGUGUGGGAUCUUCAUCUUCACCUCAACAGAUUUUGCAUCGCAAAAAAAAGAAAAGAUGUUCUCCAAGUAAUUUAAGCUUUUGCUCAAGCCAUCAGACAGAAAAUUAUAAGCUACUAAACCAAUUAAUCGAAAUUACAUCAUUCAACAAAGUAACCAACAAUUAGCAAAGUGCAAAACAAGAGCAUCAUUCUGCAAGAUCUCACUCUAUAAGGAUGCCUGCUAUGGAAAGAGAACAAAGGAGGAUAAAGGACGAAAAUUUAAAGUUGGCUCAAAGAUUGAUUGGAAUCAGGCCGUAUUUUUCAAUAUCAGAGUGGGAAAAAGCGUUUAAGGAAUCAAGAAAAUAUCGAAAAAUUUUGAAUAAAGAUAAUGUGCUGUUAAAUGGAAAAAUUUCUCAUGAAAGGGUUAGAAGCGUGUCAAGAGGAGAAAAUAGGUCAAUUUUUGAGAAUAGUGAAAACUCAAGAUGUAUUACAGCUUUACCACAGUCAAGGGCUAAUGAGGUUCAAAAACGAUUCAAUUAA
Blepharisma stoltei is the source of this 615-nucleotide messenger RNA. The record is from the annotation of a GenBank genome assembly. NCBI's taxonomy places the organism in Eukaryota, Ciliophora, Heterotrichea, Heterotrichida, Blepharismidae.